Molecule: messenger RNA, 1689 nt
Organism: Onychostruthus taczanowskii (white-rumped snowfinch)
Lineage: Eukaryota; Metazoa; Chordata; Aves; Passeriformes; Passeridae
Gene: MPP2
Product: membrane palmitoylated protein 2
Exons: 11
Coding region: 5-1636 (543 amino acids)
Cellular component (GO): plasma membrane; cell-cell junction
Molecular function (GO): protein binding
Source: RefSeq, a predicted model, not a curated record
AGCCAUGCAGCAGGUCCUGGACAACCUGAUGGGGCUCCCGGGGACCCCGGGGGUGGCCGAUCUUGACCUCAUCUUCCUCCGCGGCAUCAUGGAGAGCCCCAUCGUCCGCUCCCUGGCCAAGGCGCACGAGCGGCUGGAGGAGCGGAAGCUGGAGGCGGUGCGCGGGGACAACCUGGCGCUGGUGCAGGAGAUCCUGCGGGACAUCGGGCGCCUGGCGCGGCCCGAGGCUCAGGGGGCGGCGGCGGAGCUGGCCCGGAUCCUGCGGGAACCGCACUUCCAGUCGCUGCUGGAGACCCACGACUCGGUGGCCGCCAAGAGUUACGACCCCCCCCCGAGCAGCCCCGGCCCGGAGCCGUCGCUGGGGUCGCAGCCGGUGCCCCCCGACGCCGUGCGCAUGGUGGGCAUCCGCAAGGCAGCCGGGGAGAACCUGGGGGUGACGUUCCGGGUGGAGCGGGGGGAGCUGGUGAUCGCCCGCAUCCUGCACGGGGGGAUGGUGGCGCAGCAGGGGCUGCUGCACGUGGGGGACGUGAUCCGCGAGGUGAACGGGCGCGAGGUGGGCAGCGACCCCCGGGCGCUGCAGGACAGCCUGCGCCACGCCAGCGGCAGCGUCGUGCUCAAGAUCCUGCCCAGCUACCAGGAGCCCCACCCGCCCCGCCAGGUGUUUGUCAAGUGUCACUUCGACUACGACCCGGCCACCGACAGCCUCAUCCCCUGCAAGGAGGCCGGGCUCAAGUUCAUGGCCGGGGACCUGCUGCAGAUCGUCAACCAGGAUGACCCCAACUGGUGGCAGGCGUGCCACGUGGAGGGUGGCAGCGCGGGGCUGGUGCCCAGCCAGCUGCUGGAGGAGAAGCGCAAGGCGUUCGUCAAGCGCGACGGGGAGGUGGCCCCGUCCUCAGGGGCCCUGUGUGGCAGCCUCAGCGGGAAGAGGAAGAAGAGGAUGAUGUACCUGACGACGAAGAACGCCGAGUUCGACCGGCACGAGCUGCUGAUCUACGAGGAGGUGGCGCGGAUGCCGCCGUUCCGCCGGAAAACGCUGGUGCUGAUCGGGGCUCAGGGCGUGGGGCGCCGCAGCCUCAAGAACAAGCUGAUCAUGUCCGACCAGGCGCGCUACGGCACCACCAUCCCCUACACGUCCCGGAAGCCGAAGGAGAGCGAGCGGGACGGGCAGGGUUACCGCUUCGUGUCGCGGGGCGAGAUGGAGGCGGACAUCAAGGCGGGCCGGUACCUGGAGCACGGCGAGUACGAGGGGAACCUGUACGGCACCAGGAUCGACUCCAUCCGCGCCGUGGUGGACGCGGGCAAGAUGUGCAUCCUGGACGUCAACCCGCAGGCCGUGAAGGUGCUGAGGACGGCGGAGUUCGUGCCCUUCGUGGUGUUCAUCGAAGCCCCCGGGCCCGAGAGGCUGCGGGCCAUGAACAGGGCGGCCCUGGAGAGCGGCGUGGCCACCAAACAGCUCACGGAGGCGGACGCCCAGCGCACGGUGGAGGAGAGCAGCCGCAUCCAGCGCGGCUACGGGCACUACUUCGACCUGAGCCUGACCAACGAUGACCUGGAGCGCACCUUCGGGCGCCUGCGGGAGGCCAUGGAGCUCCUGCGCGUGCAGCCCCAGUGGGUCCCGGUCACCUGGGUCUAUUAGGGACCCCCGGAGCCUCCCCUCAGCCCCCCAGCCCACCCAGGGGGGCCCGAGGG